AUGGCCCUGGUCUCGAAGCAGUUUUACGCGCUAGUCAAGACACCCCAUGCUUGGAAAAUAGCCUUCCAGAGACUGUAUUCCAACAAGUCUCUUGCUGGAGAUGAUGACUUUGACCCUAUCUGGGACGACCAGGGGAAUGAUGCCACCCCAGUAAGUGAAUACAUCCUGCGAAGCCAGCUUUUGCGCGGCCUCGCAAAUGGCAGGCCUUCUGCAGCCGUAGACCGGUCUGGCCGCCUCGUCAAGAGAUUCAACGCCAUCUUAACGUACGACUCGCGGAUUCCGUGCGUUGUCACCAAUGUAUAUGCCGAUUUCACGAGCCAAAAGUCACCUCCCAAGGUGAUUCAUGGCGGUGCGGACCUUGGAAUGGGCUCCAUGAGCAACCCUUUGACAGGCAAAAUCGAGAAAUGGGGUAUCUCUGACGUUCAUACACUUGCACAGGUCGAGGAUUUGUUCCCAAACCUGCCCAUGUAUGGCAUUGCCGAAGGACCAGCCUCCGGACCCAAUGUCAUGGAUGUAAGCCCUACUUUUGGCUUCAUUGUUGGCGAGGGCUUUCCAGGAGGCUUUGCUGAUGUACCCGUAUCCUCGCCGGAUGAAGCACUCUCCAGUGUCUGGAUCUCAAAGUACAACAACGUCCCGAUGCUGACCCACACCAUGGUUGGUAUGAUGACGGGAUCUACCACCGGCAUUGUUACCUCGUACGCUUUGGGCCGUGAGACCGGCCGUCGCAGAUUCCAGGAUGGAGACAUGGCUUGCCGGUGGGCAUUGAGUCCGGGCGUGCCGAUUAUUUCUCUCAAAGUUGACGAAGGCUAUUCCUUCGCCCGGCGAGCAGCCGGCAGGGUGUGGGCGGUCGCCCUCAACGCCCUCGGGGAAGUUUUUACCUCAAGGAUGUCCCUGAGUCAACGGUUGGAGGUUGACUUUGCUGCCGACGACGGCCAAGGGGCCGGUGAGGCCAUCUUUGUCAUCGAUUGUGGUUACGCGAGCACUCAACCCGCCCGUAUCCAGCGUUAUACGAGGAACAUCCCCAACGGCAUUCCGCAGAGUACCGGCAAGUCCUCGGCGAAAGCUAGGCGAGCUGGCCCUGAUGGCUGGGCCGUGACAUCCGCCUCACUUCGUGGGGAUAACAUGCUCAAGAUCACUGCGUCUGCACUUGACACAUCACACUGCGCCCUCACGACAUUGCCCGAGGACCCCCUUGUCUCGGCUAGUACUGGCGGAAACCAUGUUGAGAUCCCAGGUGACCGCGGCCGUUUCCUUGCCGUGGGUACCGAUAGGGGCACGGUGAUGCUCUGGAAUGGCCGGGACCCGAGCACCUCGAGUCUCUCGCUUGUCAAGCUCAUCCAUACCGAAUCGCCCGAAGUCUCCUCCCUAGCUCUAAGUGCUCUUUAUCUCGUCCACGGUGGAAGCGACGGACUUGUCCAAGCUUGGGACCCAUUGUCCGCCAACAAGGCUCCGAUCCGAACUAUCAACACCCGAUCCGGAAAUCGUGUCCCUCGACACCUGGCGCACAUCAAUCCCGCGCUCAGAAACCCGCAAAAUAGCCAGUACUCAGCAGCAACCUCGAUCUGCCUCCACCCGGACCCGACCAAGCUGUGCGGUGUAGUUGCCUUUGGCGCCUUCAUCCGAUCCUGGUCCUACGGCUCCGCCGCGCAGUCAUCAAGCCGAAAACGGGCAAAAGCCGGGCUGAAGACGUGUGAACUCGAGGACGGAGAACAGGCUUCGAAGCGGGAGCAGUGGCUCAAGGCCAAGUUUGGACCCGGCGACCUGGGCGACUUGACCGAAGAAGAAGCCGUCUUGUACGCGCUCAUGAUGUCGGAAGAAUCCUUUGUCGAGGAGGAGUUUCGUCGCGUUACAAGUGAUACAGGGUCUUACACAGGUGAAGGCCCCGACAGUCCGUCUUCCUCGUUCAGCACUGCAGCAGGCAAUCCAAGUGAACUUGACCUGAGCAUCCUCGCGGCAGAAGGGUCAGCUUCGGUCACUUCGGAAGAUUUCUCAGCCGACUUUUACCAGAGCGGCGAUCCUUUUAUUGAGGACUACUUUGGAUCCGGCUCCCCGAGUGCUAGCAGCAGUCCUGGCCAGUUUGGAUUCCCAAUCACCUUCAAGAAGAAGGGCAAGAAAUCGAAGAAACCAUCACCCGGAAGUAGGAGCGGGUCCCCGCCUUGA
Parascedosporium putredinis is the source of this 2160-nucleotide messenger RNA. The record is from the annotation of a GenBank genome assembly. NCBI's taxonomy places the organism in Eukaryota, Fungi, Ascomycota, Sordariomycetes, Microascales, Microascaceae.